AUGGCGUCCAGGGCGCUCCUCCUCUGCUCCCUCGUCGCCCUCGCCCUCGCGGCCGGCUCCGACGCCAGGGACCACGUCGUGGGCGGCGGCAAGGACGGCGCCUGGAGGGUGCCGCCCCCGGCGCAGCCCGACGCGCUCAACGACUGGGCCGGGAAAGCCCGCUUCCACGUCGGCGACAACCUCGUGUUCAAGUUCGACGCGGCGACGGACUCGGUGCUGGAGGUGACGCGGGCGGACUACGACCGGUGCAACACGGCCAGCCCCAUCGCCACCUACAAGGCCAGCGGCGCGGUCGUGCCGCUGCCGCCCAAGGGCGCCCGCUUCCGCUACUUCAUCAGCGGCGCCCCCGGGAACUGCCAGAAGGGCGAGCGCGUCAUCGUCCUCGUCAUGUCGGAGAAGCACGGCAGCCGGGUCCCGCCUGCCGCGCCGGCCCCCGCGCACUCCCCCUCCUCCUCCGCGGGGCUCGUGGAGGCGCCCGCCCACGCGCCCGCGCCCGCGCCGGCCACUGGCGCCGCGUGGAGGACGGCGUCCGGCAGCGGCUCCGUGGUCCUCGGCGCUCUCCUCGGAGCGCUGCUCGUCGUUGGGUUCUGA
Triticum turgidum subsp. durum (durum wheat) is the source of this 591-nucleotide messenger RNA. Lineage: Eukaryota; Viridiplantae; Streptophyta; Magnoliopsida; Poales; Poaceae. The record is from the annotation of a GenBank genome assembly.